Molecule: messenger RNA, 666 nt
Organism: Parastagonospora nodorum SN15
Lineage: Eukaryota; Fungi; Ascomycota; Dothideomycetes; Pleosporales; Phaeosphaeriaceae
Exons: 2
Coding region: 1-666 (221 amino acids)
Source: RefSeq, a predicted model, not a curated record
AUGCACAAGCGAGCGGCUGUCCUGGUCCGAGGAAGCAUCGCGCAUGUCUUGGAUGGUGAGCAAUUUGUUCGUCACAGAAGUGCAACGUUUCGAGAAGAUCGGCAGCAUAAUGCACUUUGCCAGAUCGGCUUAGCUGUUGCGGCACUACCCUUGAAGCUCAACUUGGUGAAGAUGCAAGCUCCUAACGAUCGUCGAAGCAAAACAAAGUCAGCGGCAUGCAGCCUGGCGAACCAGCGCUCUGCCAAUGACUCUCGACUGUGGUCGACGGAUGCAUGCCCGGAGUUGGACCGCAUGCAUGGCGAUUGGCGCUUACUCAACGAUGAUGUAGAGCACGCUGCUGCGCUCGCCGAAUCUCCUCCAUUCAAGCCCGUCGUAUACGGAAGCAUCGUGUCCGUCGCGAGCUCAUCGCGCAACAACUCGACCGAAGUCAGCCCAGUCGAACUGCCACGACCAGGCUACACGCUGCCACACCAGCACCGCAUCAUACCGCCGAGUAUCAGUGGACAUGGGCGUUUGAUACUGGCCCAUCGAACGGUGCCAUACUGGGUGGGCGCUCUGUUCGUUUUGGGGGCUUUCGCAUGGGCAGUGUGGUGCGCAAUCUACGUGUAUCGCGUCCUGGGCGGAGAUCCGAGAGGUUAUAGAUACGACAACGGACAUGGUCCAUGA